Molecule: messenger RNA, 5117 nt
Organism: Sus scrofa (pig)
Lineage: Eukaryota; Metazoa; Chordata; Mammalia; Artiodactyla; Suidae
Source: RefSeq, a predicted model, not a curated record
GCGCCUCCCUCUCCUCGGCGGCGGUGGCGGCGGCAGCAUGGCGAGCCCUCCCGAGACGGAUGGCUUCUCGGACGUGCGCAAGGUGGGCUACCUGCGCAAACCCAAGAGCAUGCACAAGCGCUUUUUCGUGCUGCGGGCGGCCAGCGAGGCUGGGGGCCCCGCGCGCCUCGAGUACUACGAGAACGAGAAGAAGUGGCGGCACAAGUCGAGCGCCCCCAAACGCUCGAUCCCCCUGGAGAGCUGCUUCAACAUCAACAAGCGGGCGGAUUCCAAGAACAAGCACCUGGUGGCCCUCUACACCCGGGACGAGCACUUUGCCAUCGCGGCGGACAGCGAGGCCGAACAGGACAGCUGGUACCAGGCCCUCCUGCAGCUGCACAACCGUGCCAAGGGCCACCACGACGGGGCCGCAGGCCCCGGGGCGGGAGGCGGUGGGGGCAGCUGCAGUGGCAGCUCUGGCCUCGGCGAGGCUGGGGAGGACUUGAGCUACGGAGACGUGCCCCCAGGACCCGCCUUCAAGGAGGUUUGGCAGGUGAUCCUGAAACCCAAAGGCCUGGGUCAGACAAAGAACCUGAUUGGCAUCUACCGCCUCUGCCUGACCAGCAAGACCAUCAGUUUCGUGAAGCUGAACUCGGAGGCGGCGGCUGUGGUGCUGCAGCUGAUGAACAUCAGGCGCUGUGGCCACUCAGAGAACUUCUUCUUCAUCGAAGUGGGCCGUUCUGCAGUGACGGGACCCGGGGAGUUUUGGAUGCAGGUGGAUGAUUCUGUGGUGGCCCAGAAUAUGCAUGAGACAAUCCUGGAGGCCAUGCGGGCCAUGAGCGAUGAGUUCCGCCCUCGAAGCAAGAGCCAGUCCUCCUCUAACUGCUCCAACCCCAUCAGUGUACCUCUGCGCAGGCACCACCUCAACAACCCUCCGCCCAGCCAGGUGGGGCUGACCCGCCGCUCACGCACAGAGAGCAUCACUGCCACCUCCCCGGCCAGCUUGGUGGGCGGGAAGCAGGGCUCCUUCCGCGUCCGUGCGUCCAGUGAUGGGGAAGGCACCAUGUCUCGCCCCGCCUCUGUGGACGGCAGUCCUGUGAGCCCUAGCACCAACAGGACUCACGCCCACCGGCAUCGAGGCAGCUCCCGGCUGCACCCGCCUCUUAACCACAGCCGCUCUAUUCCCAUGCCUUCCUCUCGCUGCUCACCCUCCGCCACCAGCCCGGUCAGCCUGUCGUCCAGCAGCACCAGCGGCCAUGGCUCCACCUCGGACUGUCUCUUCCCGCGGCGGUCUAGUGCUUCUGUGUCCGGGUCCCCCAGUGACGGCGGUUUCAUCUCUUCCGAUGAGUAUGGCUCUAGCCCCUGUGAUUUCCGAAGUUCCUUCCGCAGUGUCACGCCGGAUUCCCUGGGCCACACCCCGCCCGCCCGCGGUGAGGAGGAGCUGAGCAACUACAUCUGCAUGGGGGGCAAGGGGGCCUCCACCCUCGCUGCCCCCAAUGGCCACUACAUUUUGCCUCGGGGUGGCAAUGGCCACCGCUGCCUCCCAGGAGCUGGCUUGGGCACGAGCCCAGCCCUGACCGGGGAGGAAGCAGGCCCUGCAUCUGAUCUGGAUAAUCGGUUCCGAAAGCGGACUCACUCUGCUGGCACAUCCCCUACUAUUUCCCACCAGAAGACCCCAUCCCAGUCCUCUGUGGCUUCCAUUGAGGAAUAUACAGAGAUGAUGCCGGCCUACCCACCAGGAGGUGGCAGUGGAGGCCGGAUGCCCAACUACCGGCACUCCGCCUUCGUGCCCACCCACUCCUACCCUGAGGAGGGUCUGGAAAUGCACCCCUUGGAGCGGCGUGGGGGUCACCACCGCCAAGACACCUCCAGCCUCCACACCGAUGAUGGCUACAUGCCCAUGUCCCCAGGAGUAGCCCCAGUGCCCGGCACCCGAAAGGGCAGUGGGGACUACAUGCCCAUGAGCCCCAAGAGCGUGUCUGCCCCGCAGCAGAUCAUCAACCCCAUCAGACGCCACCCCCAGAGAGUGGACCCCAAUGGCUACAUGAUGAUGUCCCCCAGCGGCAGCUGCUCUCCUGACAUUGGAGGUGGUCCCAGCAGCGGGGGCAGCAGCAGCGGUGCCGCCCCUUCUGGGAGCAGCUAUGGCAAGUUAUGGACAAAUGGGGUAGGGGGCCACCACUCUCACGCCCUGCCACACCCCAAACUCCCCGUGGAGAGCAGUAGUGGCAAGCUCUUGUCUUGUACAGGUGACUACAUGAACAUGUCGCCAGUGGGGGACUCCAACACCAGCAGCCCUUCCGACUGCUACUAUGGCCCCGAGGAUCCCCAGCACAAGCCAGUCCUCUCCUACUACUCAUUGCCAAGGUCCUUCAAGCACACGCAGCGCCCCGGGGAGCUGGAGGAGAGCGCCAGGCACCAGCACCUCCGCCUUUCCUCCAGCUCCGGUCGGCUUCUCUAUGCUGCGGCAGCAGAAGAUUCGUCGUCAUCCACCAGCAGCGACAGCCUGGGCGGGGGAUACUGUGGGGCUAGGCCCGAGCCCGGCCUCCCGCAUCUCCAUCAUCAGGUCCUGCAGCCCCAUCUGCCUCGAAAGGUGGACACAGCAGCCCAGACCAACAACCGCCUGGCUCGGCCCACGAGGCUGUCCCUGGGGGAUCCCAAGGCCAGCACCUUACCUCGGGCCCGAGAGCAGCCGCCACAGCCGGCCCUGCUGCACCCUCCGGAACCCAAAAGUCCAGGGGAAUAUGUGAAUAUUGAAUUUGGGGGCGAUCAGCCGGGCUACUUAUCAGGCCCGGUGGCGUCCCACAGCGCGCCUUCGGUGAGAUGUUCAUCGCAGCUCCAGCCAGCUCCCAGAGAAGAGGAGACUGGCGCCGAAGAGUACAUGAACAUGGACCUGGGGCCAGGCCGGAGGGCGAUCUGGCAGGAGAGCGCUGGGGUCCAGCCCGGCAGGGUGGGCCCCGCCCCCCCGGGAGCUGCUAGCGUGUGCAGGCCGACCCGGGCGGUGCCCAGCAGCCGGGGUGACUACAUGACCAUGCAGAUGGGUUGUCCCCGUCAGAGCUACGUGGACACCUCGCCAGUGGCCCCCAUCAGCUAUGCCGAUAUGCGGACCGGCAUCGUCGUGGAGGAGGCCAGCCUUCCCGGGGCCACAGCGGCCGCUCCCUCGGCGUCCUCGGCCACCUCUGCUUCCUCCGCCGCGCCCCAAGGAGCAGGGGAGCUGGCGGCCCGCUCUUCCCUGCUGGGGGGCCCGCAGGGACCCGGGGGCCUGAGCGCCUUCACACGGGUGAAUCUCAGUCCCAACCGCAACCAGAGUGCCAAAGUGAUCCGUGCCGACCCUCAAGGGUGCAGGAGGCGGCACAGCUCCGAGACCUUCUCCUCGACACCCAGUGCCACCCGGGCGGGCAACACGGUACCCUUCGGAGGGGGAGCUGCAGUUGGGGGCGGCGGUGGUGGCAGCAGCAGCACUGAGGAUGUGAAACGCCACAGCUCUGCCUCCUUCGAGAACGUGUGGCUGAGGCCUGGGGAGCUUGGGGGAGCCCCCAAGGAGCUGGCCCAGAUGUGCGGAGCAGCUGGGGGUUUGGAGAAUGGUCUUAACUACAUAGACCUGGAUUUGGUCAAGGACUUCAAACAGCGCCCUCAAGAGCGCCCCCCUCAACCGCAGCCUCCUCCACCCCCUCCUCCUCAUCAGCCUCUGGGCAACAGUGAGAGCAGCUCCACCAGCCGCUCCAGCGAGGAUUUAAGCGCCUAUGCCAGCAUCAGUUUCCAGAAGCAGCCAGAGGACCUCCAGUAGCUCAACUGGACAUCACAGCAGAGAUGAGCUGCUCAUAAAUGUUGAAGCUUAGUAAUAGAAAUUUGGUUAAAUGCUCAAGCGCCCAGAGUCUUCCACGGAAGAACACGCUCCGAUCCCACAUUUCUGCAGUAAAGGAAGCCAGCAGACCUGUUACAAUAGACUCACUGCUUUGUUUUUGUUAAAGGGAAAAAGAAAAGUAUUCGUUGUUUUUCCAUGCCUCUUUGGAAUCCUCAGGAUACAAAAUGUUACAUAACCCAGGAAGGAGGAAAUGCAUUAGUCGAGAAAGGACCACCUUUUCUCAUUUUGAUGUGCUUGUGCUAAUUGAUUGAGAAUGGAAAGGUGUCUCAGUUUUCAAACACCAACCAUUUUUAAUUUUUAUUACUUUACCUCUCCAGUUCACGUUCAUGGUAAUACUCAGGCAUUCAGCACCCAACCCCCUCACUCCCUCCAAGACUGAAUGAAUAACUAGUUCUUAAUAUAGUGUAGUAGGAUUAAGUAUAAAGGUUAAGGAUCUUUGUGAAGACUUUCAUGGACACCAAAGUCUCAUAGUUUCGAGAGUUCAAAAGAACUAAUGCUUUAAUUAGAACAUGAAGCUAUUUCGUUUCUUUGCAGUAUGCAUCCUUUCGCUUUGAUGUUUAACAGAAACCGCUUCAAAACUGAUUGCCUUAAAUUAUCAGCCAUUUGUCAGAUGAAAAUUCUGGGGGUUGGUGGAUUGGGCUGGGUUCUGCUUGUCUUUCGUGGGUGAGGUCCCGUGGUUGCAGUGGCUGGAGGGUCGGCUGGGGGCUGGUUGGUCUAGGAUGGCUCCCCUCACUUGUCUGAUGGAUGAUGCUGGCUGUCCAUUGGUGAUUGUGACCGCCUGUACCACAUGUCCCCUGUAGGCUAACCCGAGCUUCACCUGGCAUUGGAUGAGUUCCCAGCAGCAAGGGAGGGCAAGCGUGCCCAGGCACUUCUCAAGCCACUGCUUGCAUGAUUCACAUUUGCCACUGUGCCUUUGCCUAAAGCAAGUCACAAAGUCAUGCCCAGUUUCAAGGGGUAGAAAUAUAGAUAAUACUUUUUGAUGGGAGAAACCAUUUUUUUCUGCUCCAUGCAGGACAUAAAUGCAUUUAUUAAUGUCAUCAUUACCAAAGAUUUAUCAGUUGCAUGUCAAACACUUAGAAUACAAUUAUUCACCAUGUUUAUAAUGAACAUUCUCAGUUUGGGGCCAAAUAUCAGAGUUUCCUUCAUAUUCAGGUGGUGUCACUUUUUUCCUCUUUUUUUUUUGAAAAACAUGAAAGUUUAUGUUCUCUCAUUAAAUCUUUUUUUUUUUUUAAUUUUUAUUUUUUGGUCUUUUUAGGGCCGCACUCAAGGCAUAUGG